Molecule: messenger RNA, 2389 nt
Organism: Mercenaria mercenaria
Lineage: Eukaryota; Metazoa; Mollusca; Bivalvia; Venerida; Veneridae
Exons: 5
Coding region: 182-1534 (450 amino acids)
Molecular function (GO): DNA binding
Source: RefSeq, a predicted model, not a curated record
UAUUAUUUAUGAAUAGUUUCUCGUUUAUGGAGCCGAAAGGUCUGUCUGAAAGCGUGAUACAUGGUUACGCAAGACUCGGUAUCUGACUAAGUAGGAAGUGCAGACUGCAGUGCUUAGCCGGCUAACAUGCGCUUUACUGGUUGCUAUUUAUGUGCACUGUACAAAUCAAGAUAUUACCAAUAUGGCUUUCUCACUGACUUCCAACAUGGACUUUCUGAAGAAAUUGCCAGCAUACAAACCUUUCCUGAAAACAGUGCUGAAAUCACAGAUACAGCUCCUGGUUAACCAGUUGUCUGAAUAUGGUGAUGAGGAGUCUGUUUUCCUAACAGCAAGUAUGACUGAUGGCACACUGUCACACAUUGGAUCAAAAUCAGGGCAAGAGUUUCUUGAAAGUAAUGAAGAAAUCAAGUCAAAGUUUCUGAGAUUUUGCAUUGGAGGUAAUUUAGGAGGUAUUGAUCCAGAUAGAAGUGAAAAUUCAAACACACAGUUACCAGGACCAGAGAGACAUAAAAAAGUGAACAAGAAACGAACAGACUUAACAAAAUUUAAAAUCCCUGAAGCAAGGAAAGAAAAAGAAAAUAUUCAGAUAGAAGUAACAGAGGGUUUCUCUUCAGACAUUAAUGUUGAUGCCGGUAUAAAUACAGCAGAUGUUGAUAAUCCCGAAACACUCAUUUUGAAAUGCGAAACAGAUGAGGAAUGUUUGGAUGAAGUAAACGAUGAGGCAAAUGACAAGAAAAAAGAAAUAGCUGAUCACAAAAAAGGUUCUAGUGAUACACAUGAUACUGGUGACACUACAGAUGAAGCUUCAAAGAGUGUUCAUACCUGUUCUGAAGACGCUCAUGAUGAUUUGCUUGUUGAUAAUAAUUUUGUUGUCAAAAUAGAAACUGACUGGGAGUCAGACAGUGUGGUAGAUACAAUAAACAUGGAGGAUAAAAAUAACACAAAACACAUAGCUGAUCUCAGUGUUAACCAAAAAGGAAACCAUUUAUUACGUCCCUCUACUAGCUCAGGAAAAAUUGCAGCUCAUCUACAGCCAGAGUUUCUUUGUUGUAAUGAUGACCUCAUUUGGGAGAAAAACAAUCUACCAAAGCAGAAACGUGUAGUUAAAGCAUCGUCACUUUGGACAAAAUAUACUGCAAUAAAAGCAGUGGAACAGUGUAAGAAAAGCAAAGUUAUGAUAGCGGAAGAGUUUGGUGUUCCAAAAAGUACAUUAUCAACUUGGUUGAAAAAUUCAGAAAAAAUUAAAGCGGAUGUAGAAGGAGAUAAAAUUCAUCCAGGUACUAAGAAACGAAGGUAUUCCAAGUUUUACGACAUCGAGGAAGCCUUAUUAGCGUGGUUAAAAAUAGUGCAUCUACAAGCCGUCAUUCCAAAAAUAACUAGUGUGAAUAUAUGUGAUAAAGCUAACCAGCUGGCACAACAGUUUGGUUACACGCCAGAGACUUUCCAGUGCUCCAAGGCGUGGGUAGAGAGAUUUAAAACAAGGCAUGGCUUCAAAAAGAAUUUUGUCAAGGGAGAUACCUGCAAUGGAGAUUAAUGUAGUGAGGUGAUUUUAAGGAAUAACUCAUAUGUUUGAAGAAGUUUUUGUAAACAGAACAUACAUGUAAAACAUGGAUACUAAAUGUCCAAGGAGUGGAAAUUUUGGCUAGAAUGCACUUUACUGGUACGCACUUCUUGCUAGGAUUGUAAAAGGUAGGAUGUGCUCGUUACAAUCAUUUAAAUAAAUUGUAUAACAAUAAUCUAUUCAUUAAAGAAAAAAGAAAAACGGGGGUGUGGGGGCAGUAGCCCCCAUACGAAUAAAUGAGGAGUGCUUAUUUAAUGUGCGUACCGGUAAAGUGCAGGUGUCCCCAGUAAAUUUAAUAGUGCCACCUUUUGUCUUAUUAUCUGUAAGUGGGCUUGUAUAGUUUGUCUUUAGUACCUCUUUGAAUGGACAAAUUUUGAAAGCUAUAUAGUGGUUUGAUUCCUUGUGGCAUAUAUAAAAAUGGGGGCAUAUAGAUGCAGCUUCAUGUCUUCAGAUUGGUUCGAGGUGAAAAUCUGUUGUUGUUUUUUUUUUAAAUUUCCUUAUCUCUGAUUUACUAACUAUUGUAUAUAGGAAAUAUCUUUUACAAGUUGUCUUUUUCUAGAUUCAGUAUUUAAAUUAUAUACACUUAACUUUUGUAAUGCAACACUUGGAUUUUUUUAAUCUCAGCAAAAUAUUGACCAAUUUCAAUGAAAAUUGGACUGACUGGCAACUGUUACAGUACUGAUAUUUAAUAAAAUUGAGAAAUUUAUUGUUAUUGCUACACAACUUUGUAUACUGUGCUUCCAGAUGUGAUUUUAAUUUUACAUGAAUUAUUUUUUAAUUUUUCAUAUUUGCAUAUUAACACUAGAAUAAAAUAAUUUUAUUACAAAA